UUUAACAUGGACUUCCUGGAGAUUCAGCACAAAGUGAACUCCUCCUACCCUGUCCCAAGACCUCACCAGCAACACCGCAUCUGCAGCUUCAAACCGUUGUCCCCUGAGGAUGCUCUGGAGGAACGCCUCCUAUUAGACUCCAUUGCUUGGCCUGAAACUCCAUCCUUGUCAGCUUCUCUUUCCCUGGAGAAGACCACCCAUCCUGCCCACAGCAGAUUCACUAUUCUCCCAGAGAAGGGUGGACAACAGUGGCACGUAGGGGAUCAGCUGGAAGUUAUGAUCAAAAUGUAUGACUUCCAUGGUCGUCCCAAGAAGUCUGGUGGAGACGUCUUACUCGCCCGCCUGCACAACCGUGCACUUGGUGCAGGUGUGGCUGGGAAAGUGUUGGAUCAUCUCAACGGCUCCUACUCUGCUGUAUUUUCUUUACUCUGGGAGGGAAGCGCACAGGUUGAGGUGACACUGGUUCACCCCAGUGAGGCUGUCACAGUGCUGCAAAGGUUGACCAGAGAACAGCCAGACAGGGUUUAUUUUCGGAGCGUCUUCCGUUCAGGCUCAGUCUCUGAAUCUACCAUCUGCAAUGUCUUCCUGCGUCCUACCCAGCAGCCGCUGUGCAACUACACUGACAUAAAUACAGGUGAACCGUGGUUCUGCUACAAGCCAAAGAACCUGAGCUGUGAUGCCAGGAUCGACCACUCCACGGGAGGAAUCAAGCCAAAACUCAAGGGCAAGGAGAACGCGCUCUUUAAAAGGGGGGUGAACUUGAAAGUCUCCAUUAAGGCCUCAGGAUUGACCAGUGUCAACGUGUUGCCAAAAAUGAAAGGUAAACCAGAGGUAAAGAGCAGCAGUGUGAAGUCCUCUGGUUAUUACUAUAAGGAUGAGUGGCGAGCCAUAGAUGAUACCACAGUCAACAGAAAUCUCUGGCAACAUUUUGCUACAGUGUGAACAUAAUCAAUAUGUCCCAAUUGUGUUCUCUCUGUAAUACUUUUAGAUCUCAAGGAGUUUGACUUGCACAGCUCGAGACAAGUUGGACCUUUCAUGGCCUUAGACAAUGCAAACAACAUUUUGGUGACAUUCCAUUGCCACGGCCCCCCUAUCCGUUUUACUGGUGUCCCAGUCAUGGCGCUGCACUCCAUUGCCAAUGAACUAGACCGUGUAGUUGGAGGUGUCAACACUGUUGUAGUUUUUGGCAUCUGGGCACACUUCAGCACUUUCCCCACAGAGCUCUACAUCCGGCGGCUGCAGAACAUCCGCAGGGCAGUGGUGCGGCUGCUGGACAGAGCUCCAGGUACACUGGUUGUGAUCCGGACCGCAAACCCCAAAGCUAUGACGCCUUUUGUAGCGCUGACCAUGAGUGACUGGUAUGCCAUGCAGCUUGACAAGGUGCUCAGGAUCAUGUUCAAAGGACUGAAUGUUCACCUGGUGGAUGCCUGGGAGAUGGUCUUGGCCCAUCACCUGCCACAUGACCUCCAUCCACCCCCUCCCAUUAUUAAGAAUAUGAUCAACGUCCUCUUGUCCUACAUAUGCCCUCAAAAGAGGAGCUAGAUGUGCGUUUAUGAUCAGUCCUAUUAAUCACUGUUAUUUUUAUGUGAAAUUAGUACUGUGGUUGCUGGCAAACAAUUUUGGGUAAAAUAUCUAUCUACGCUUGAUGUUAUUAUUGAAUUCUGAAUCUGUCAACUCAAUG
Messenger RNA from Scomber japonicus (chub mackerel), 1681 nucleotides. RefSeq names its product NXPE family member 3-like. NCBI's taxonomy places the organism in Eukaryota, Metazoa, Chordata, Actinopteri, Scombriformes, Scombridae. The record is from RefSeq and is a predicted model, not a curated record. The transcript has 5 exons.